AUGGCAGUGGCUUUUAAAGAUGAAACUCAGAAAGGAUCAACAAUCUACACAUAUGAAGAUGGAUUUGAAGCCAGUGAUGAUUUUGUGCCUCCUUCGAAGCCUGAAGUUAAAGUGGAUGUUGUGACACAUAACAGUGUGACUCUUUGUGUUAGCGCCCCCACAUGGGGAGCCGAGGCAGUGACAGGCUACAGGCUGGAGUACAGAGAGAAGGAAGAGUCCAGUGCAAACGGAGAGUGGCAGCAGCAGUCAGUGGCAAACACCGGCUUAACCACAGUCACUGAACUGAACCCAGAAACAGAGUACACCUUCAGACUGAGGGCUCUCACUGAGAUGGGACAGGGGCCCAUGAACGUACUCACCAACAAAACUUGUCCUGCACCAGAGGGCCCCAGACGCCUCGCAGAUGAGGUGAGGAAAACUUGUGAAGUCAUAGAGACCAAAGGAUCUCUGCAGAUCCUGAAGGUUCCACUGCAGAAAUAUGAAAUGAACAUUCCUGGCUGUGCACGGUUCAACUUCGGCUCUGAGGUUCAAGGAAAGAAAACCUGCACCAUAAUGGUGAUGGGAGCCACUGGAGCUGGUAAAUCCACCCUCAUCAACGGCAUGAUCAACUACAUCCUGGGCGUGCAGUGGACGGACAAAUACAGGUUCAAACUGGUGGUGGAAGAAGAAAAGUGUCAGAGUCAGACAUCAGAGGUGACCGUUUACAGAAUCAACUUUGACGAAGGCUUUAUGAUCGACUACUCUCUGAACAUCAUUGAUACUCCAGGCUUUGGAGACACUCGCGGCAUCAAAAGAGACCAUGAAAUCACUGAGCAGAUCCGGAACCUCUUCUCCAACAGCUUUGGGGUGGAUGCCCUUCACACAGUGUGCUUCGUCGCUCAGUCUGCUCUUGCUCGCCUCAGUGCCACACAGCGUUACGUGUUUGAUUCUGUCCUCUCCAUCUUUGGGAAGGACGUGGCUGAAAACCUCAGGGUUCUGGUGACUUUUGCAGAUGGACAAAUGCCUCCAGUUCUAGAGGCCAUCACAGCUGCAGAACUCCCAUUCCCCAAAGAUGAUGACGGAAAACCUGCUCACUAUAAAUUCAACAAUUCAGUACUUUUUGCUGAAAACCAAAGUUCUGUGGUUGGCUUUGAUGAGAUGUUCUGGAACAUGGGGAAAGCAAGCAUGAAAAGCUUCUUUGAUACCCUGAAUAAGACUGAACCUAAGAGUUUGACUCUGACUAAAGAGCACGACGUGAGUGAAGUGGUUCAAGCCACCAAUGCAGCCAUAAACCGUUUGGGAGAGAUCGCUCUGAGGCCCAACCCUCUGUCUGCUCCAGACUACAUUGACCUGAUGAUAGAGUCAGAGAAGAAUCAGAAAAGUCCUGGGUGGAAGCAGAGAGUGAAGGGUCUGGAGGAGCUGAAGCAGAAGGCAGAAAUCCUCAAAAAAUCCGUACAACAGGAACCAGACGAACAAGAGAAACUAGGGAAACCAGAGGCACAAGGGAAACCAGGGGAGCAAGGGGAACCAGAGGAACAAGAGGAACCAGAGGAACCAGAGGAACCAGGGAAAUCCCUGGAGGUGGGUCUAGUGGUGGGUCUGGAGGUUGCUCUGGAGGUGGGUCUAGUGGUGGGUCUGGAUUCGGUCUGGAGUCCCGCUAAAACUCCCCCUGAUGCCGUGCUGAAGGACCCCCAGAAGCAGCCUCUACGGGCGGCGAGAGGACCCCCAGAAGCAGCCCCGGACAGCGGCAUGGAGCGGGCCACUUAUGCCCACGCACAGGUCCAUCUGAGCGGGGGAGCGCCCUGGGGAUUCACGCUGAAGGGAGGACUGGAGCACGGAGAGCCGCUGGCCAUCACCAAAAUCGAGUGCGGAGGUAAAGCUGCUCUCUGUAAACUUCUGCGAGUGGGAGACGAGCUCAUCAGCAUCAAUGGGACAGUUCUGUACGGCAGCAGACAGGAGGCGCUCAUCCUCAUCAAAGGCUCCUACAGAACCCUGAGGCUGACUGUGCGCAGGCGAACUGUUCCCGCUGCCAGGCCUCACUCGUGGCAUCAGGAGCAGAGCCCUUCCCCCUGUGCCAUGCAGCUCCACCCAGAGGCCUGCUCCCUGCCCUGGACCCAGACCGACCUCAGCACCGACCUCAGCACCGACCUCAGCACUGACCACAGGUGA
Molecule: messenger RNA, 2148 nt
Organism: Knipowitschia caucasica
Lineage: Eukaryota; Metazoa; Chordata; Actinopteri; Gobiiformes; Gobiidae
Source: the annotation of a GenBank genome assembly